Messenger RNA from Rotaria sp. Silwood1, 207 nucleotides. The record is from the annotation of a GenBank genome assembly. NCBI's taxonomy places the organism in Eukaryota, Metazoa, Rotifera, Eurotatoria, Philodinida, Philodinidae.
AUGCUUCCCGGUUCGUCAAGUGCAUUAUCACGAACAGAACAAAAAUCUACAGAGAAUAUAAAACGGCGUCUUCAAUCAGUACUUGGUUAUAGUCCAUAUGGUAUUUAUUUUGGUUUUGUACCACUAGUUAUCUAUUUGGGUUUUAAACUUGGACCAGAUCCGGGCACACCUGAUUUCUCAUUGGCGAAUUUGUUACCUAUUGGUUAA